Molecule: messenger RNA, 1511 nt
Organism: Paralichthys olivaceus (Japanese flounder)
Lineage: Eukaryota; Metazoa; Chordata; Actinopteri; Pleuronectiformes; Paralichthyidae
Source: RefSeq, a predicted model, not a curated record
ACAAGUCAAGAGCUUUUGGACCAUUUUCCUGCAAAAUCUUCUGAACAGCAGCAACAUCAUCAAUGAGMAUGGCGGAAGAAUCAGGAACAUUUCAAGUACUCCACAGCGGUACCACCAGCUACAAAAUACUGGGCCUAAGUGGAGAAGGAGGUUUUGGCCGAGUCGCCAGAUGUGUCAACCUGCGGACCCAAGAGCUGUUGGCUAUAAAAAUGCACAAACUGGAUGACGACCAGUUCAAUCAAAGAGAAUUUGCGAUGUUGGAAAAGCUCAGCGCUCUCAACCCUGACCAGCACAACAUUGUGAAAUUCAUUGAGAAGUUCCAUUUCCAUGGAAUGUCUUGUCUUGUUUUYGAAAUGCUGGACAGGAGCCUYUUUGACCUGAUGWCAGAGAAUGAUAUGAUGCCACGGAGUCUCUGUGAAAUCCGCCUUGUGACCCAGCAGUUAUUGAUUGCGUUGAAAGCGCUGAAGAACACUGGCAUGAUUCACACGGACUUGAAACCGGACAACAUAAUGCUGGUCAACCAAAAGAGUCAGCCGUUCAGGAUCAAGCUCAUUGAUUUUGGACUGGCUCGUCUAUUGAGCCAUUUGAGGACUGGAAUGACCGUACAGACCCUUUCAUACAGGGCUCCAGAAGUGGUCUUGGGCCUCCCCUUGUCAGAGUCGGUGGACAUGUGGGGAUUAGGCUGUAUCGUGGCAUAUUUGUACUUUGGCAUUGACUUCUUCCCUGACACCUCUGAAUACGACUGGGUGAAAGCUCUUCUGCACUGGCUGGGCCAGCCAAAUGAUGAGCUGAUAAGUGCAGGAAAACACAGCUGGAGGUAUUUCACCUCAGAUCAGGACGCAGGCUGGAGACUAAGGACGCCAGAAGAGUAUGAGGAUGUGACUGGUGACCGGCCACUUGAUAUCCAACUACCUUCUGACUUGUUGAGUUUGGAGGAUGCAGUGAUGCGAUGGCGAGAAAAUCCAGAUGAUCAUGAGUACAAAGAAAGGAUGGCAUUUUUGGACUUCAUCAAGUGUUGUCUGAAUGUGAACGCUGGGCAGAGAAUGACUCCCAGCGAAGCCCUCAACCAUCGUUUCAUAACAAUGGCCUACCUGGAGGAAGAAAAAGAAACCAACUCCAACUCCAACACAGRCACAGCCUUUCCUGUCAUGAAUGUGCCAUCUCCGUGUUGUGGAGAUGAACCAAUCAAUCUUUCAGAUGGAGAAGACCGCCCAGAUGAAGAUUCCAACACUGAAAAUGUAGUGUCCGUCUCUUCAGACACAAACAUCAGCAGAGAACAUGAACUCAGGGAAAGUUACGAAGAAGAACAAGAUGGUGAAGAGGCAGCAACCUCUGACGGUUACUACGAUACAGAUGUGGAGGUCUCCAGAGAUGAAGUUGACGACAUUGAAGCUGAGAAUUCAAAGCCAAGUGUUUACAUGUGUGUACAUGUUGAUGAUGAUUUCUCUGUUUCUYCAAACAAUGAUGCUACAGCCGCCAUCAGACCUGUUGAUGCAUCACCCUCAGGGUAA